Pristis pectinata (smalltooth sawfish) is the source of this 2565-nucleotide messenger RNA. RefSeq names its product DNA cross-link repair 1C, PSO2 homolog (S. cerevisiae) (gene dclre1c). The record is from RefSeq and is a predicted model, not a curated record. Gene Ontology annotation, molecular function: damaged DNA binding; 5'-3' DNA exonuclease activity. Lineage: Eukaryota; Metazoa; Chordata; Chondrichthyes; Rhinopristiformes; Pristidae. Gene Ontology annotation, biological process: double-strand break repair via nonhomologous end joining; protection from non-homologous end joining at telomere; interstrand cross-link repair.
CGGAGCCCGGAGCCCGGCGGCGAUGAGCUCCUUCCAGGGCCGGAUGGCCGAGUACCCCGGCGUCUCCAUCGACAGGUUCGACAGGGACAACCUGCUGGCCAAGGCUUACUUCCUCUCUCACUGCCACAAAGAUCACAUGAAAGGGUUAAGAGCGCCUGUCCUGCAGAGACGAUUGGAAUGCAGUUUGAAGCUGAGGCUUUACUGUUCACCCGUCACUAAGGAAAUUCUACUAACAAGCAGCAAAUACAAAUUCUGGGAGAAUUACAUCACUGCCAUUGAAGUUGAAACUCCAACUCAAAUCUCCUUGGUUGAUGAAGCAACUGGAAAGAAGGAAGAUAUAGUUGUGACUCUCCUACCUGCAGGACACUGCCCUGGAUCGGUUAUGUUCCUGUUUGAAGGGAUGGGCGGCACUGUUCUGUACACUGGAGACUUUCGACUGGCUAAAGGAGAAGCUGCUCGCUUCGAGUUGCUGCACUCAGGAGGCAGGGUCAAAGACAUAUCGACUGUGUAUUUAGACACGACUUUUUGUGAUCCACGAUUCUACCAAAUCCCGAGCAGGGAGGAAUGUCUGAAUGGAAUACUGGAGUUGGUUAGAAGCUGGAUCACACUCAGUCCCUACCACGUGGUAUGGUUAAACUGCAAGGCAGCCUAUGGAUACGAGUAUCUCUUCACUAACCUCAGUGAGGAGUUUGGUCUCCCGGUUCAUCUUAACAAGCUGGACAUGUUCAAAAACAUGCCAGAGAUUCUGCAUCAUGUGACAACAGAUCUGACACAGAUUCACGCAUGCAGACAUCCCAGGGAUGAGUAUUUUAUGCGUGGAAACAGACUUCCGUGUGGAGUCACAGCCAAAGAUGGGACCCCUCUACGUAUCAUCUCCAUCAAACCUUCCACAAUGUGGUUUGGUGAAAGGAUUAGAAGGACCAAUGUAAUUGUAAGACUGGGGAGAGUUUCGUAUCGCGCCUGUUUCUCAUUCCACUCCUCCUUCAGUGAGAUAAAGGAUUUCCUCUCAUAUGUACAACCUGUGACCAUCUAUCCGAAUGUGGUGCCCAUUGGCAAGACAUAUGAAGAUAUUAAGGAGUUGUUGAAGACAUUGUGUAGGAAGGGAUCAGGAGAGGAAUCCAUAUACAAACCACUGGGGAAGCUGAAAAGAUCGAGGCAGAAUUUCUUAGACAAAGAAGAUGCAUACUACCAGGACCUUUUUGAUGACUGCCAUCCAAUUCCAGCGAAACGAAUAUUGUGUGCGCCAUCACACUCACCGCCCACGGAUGUCCCUGAGCACAAUGUGAACGUGUUCACAGAUGGUGCCAGCGAGCAGAAUGUCUGCUUGAAUCCAGAGUUCUUUGAGUGUGAAGAGUCAAAUGACGAGGAUGAAGAUGAGGAGACCGAUGAAGUUUACACAAAAGGGGAUGCAAGUUCAACACACUGCAAAGAGUCCGCUAACCCCACAGAGCAGCACGACACGGGAACAGCAGACUGCGAGACAGAGACGCCUCCCUGGUGCUCGUUUUUCAAGCAGGAGCCAGUUUCGAUAUCCGAAACAGACGAGGAUUCAGAAAACGUUAGGGAACAAGAGGUUGGUCCACACUCUCCCAAACUCUUCAGCGAUUCCGAAGAUGGAGAUUCCACCCACUUGCCCUCUCAAAGUUCAUCCCAAUCAACCCACAUCACAGAACAAGGCAGUCAAGGCAGCUGCUUCGAAACAGAACCUGCUCAGACCCCAGAAAACAGGGUGUGUUCAGUGAAGUUCACAAACAGCAAGGACAAAGCAACAUCGAACUUGACAAUGGGACUAGAGAAAAGCAGAACUGAGGAACCUCUGCAGAACAACGAACUUCAUUCAGGUCACCCAUCAGGCACUCAAUGCAGUUCCCCCACAGUGCUAAGUAUUAACAUUAAGGAUGCAGCAGCAGAGCUCUUGAAUACAAAUACUACCUCUCACCUCCCAGAAGAACAAAAUUCAAUUUCUGGUUUUCAAUCUGACUCUCAAACCUCCUCUGAGUUUGAAAUACCGUCCACCCCAGACUGUGAGUUGCCACUGGCUGAAGAACUGAAUGCCAUUUACUGUAAGUUAGCUGCUGGAGAGGCUGUGAAAACAGAGAAACACAAACACACGAGUGGCCACAGAUCGUAGUACUGAACCGCAGGCAGAUCUGCUGCUGCUGGAGAGGAUUGGAGCUACGGUGGAGGGGCUAAUCGUGUUGACCCAGAAAUUCAACCAAAUGACCCUUGUCUCUCAGUGUUAUGCAGUUUUAUUUUAAAUACUGUGUUUACUUUGGAUUUAUAUACAGUCUGGGUUAUUCACUCAGGAAAUCAGCCGUUCAACAUCUGUGCUGUAGGAACAUAACAUAAAUAGGAGUAGGCCAUUCAGCCCCUCGUGUCUGCUUCACCAUUCCAUUAGACUAUGGCAGACCUUCUACCUCAGCACCACUCUCCUGCACCAAUUCCGUAUUGCUUCAUUCCCUAAAGAUCCAGAAAGCUCUCUAUGGCCUGAAUAUACUCCACCCUUUUGGGGAGAGUUCUAAACACUCACCAUCCCUGAGUGAAGAAAUGUCUCAUCUGUCUGCU